Geodia barretti is the source of this 372-nucleotide messenger RNA. Lineage: Eukaryota; Metazoa; Porifera; Demospongiae; Tetractinellida; Geodiidae. The record is from the annotation of a GenBank genome assembly.
AUGCGAGAAGUACUACGAUCCAAGAUUCACCGGGCCUGGGUGACCGACGCGAACCCCGACUACAUCGGCAGCAUCCUGAUCGACGAAAACCUGAUGGACAAGAUCGACCUCUGGAACUUCGAGAAGGUCUUGGUCUGCGACGUGACCAACGGCAACCGCUUCGAGACCUACGCCAUCGCUGGCGAGCGGGGCUCGGGCGUCAUCUCCGUCCAGGGCGCGGCCGCACGGCUCAGCGCCAAGGGCAACUGCCUGAUCAUCAUGUCCUUCGAAGUCUCCGACACUCCGAUUGACCCACAGAUGAUCCUCGUCGACGAGAACAACCGAUUCGUGGAGUACCUGGAGGGCGCCAAGCAUGUCCAGCAGGUUCACUGA